AUGCCGGCCCUGAUCUCCAUCGGUGCCAGCCCGGUGAAGAAGUCAGUCAUUACGCCCGUCGAUGCUCGUUCGGCGACCAAGCCAACCACGAUGUCCGCCGGUUCCCCUCCGGUGGUCAAUACGAUCUCACCGUCCACUGGAGCCAGUCCAGUGGGCAAUCCCGCCAAGAUGGCCGUCGGUUCUCGUCCGAUGGUCAAGCCGACCCCGAUCCCGAUGUCCACUGGAACCAGUUCAGUGGGCAGUUCCGCCCUGAGAUUCACCGAUGCCUGUUCGGUGAUCAAUUACACCCCCGUGUCCACCAGUUCCCCUCCGGUGGUCAAGACGAUCUCGCCGUCCACUGGAGCCAGUCCAGUGGGUAGUUCCGCCCCGACGGCCGUCGGUUCUCGUCCGAUGGUGAAGCCGACCCCGAUGUCUGCUGGAAACAGUCCAGUGGGCAAUUCCGUCCAGAGGUCCACCGGUGCUAGUCCGGUGGUCGAGCCGAUCCUGAUGUCCACUGGAAACGAUUCAGUGGGCAACUACGCCCUGAGGUCCACCGAUACCCGUUCGGUGUUCAACUACGCCAAGAUGCCCGUCGGUUCCAGCCCGAUGGUCAUGCCGAUCCUGACGUCCAUCGGUGUUCAUCCGAUGGUCGAUUCCGUCCCGAUGUCUGUCGGUCCCUUUCCGGCAGCCAAACCGACCUUGACGCACAUCGAAGCCAACCUGCCAUGCCAAAAGUCCACUGGAACGAGUCCAGUGGUGAAGCCGACCGUGAUACCCACCGAAGCCAAUCCGGAAGCCAAACCCUUCGAUGAUUCAGCAGGUCUCUGCCCGGUAGCCAAGCCAUCCCCGAAGUCCGCCAGUCUCCGUCCGGUAACCCAUUCAAACCCGAUGUCAUCCAGCACUGUUGCAGUGAUUAGCAAGACGAAUAGAACAUCACCGACAGCCGGAAUUCGUCCGGCGCGCAAGCGAGUCCAGAGUAGGACAGAUCAAGUGCAAACCCCGAAGACAACAGAAACCCGCCCGAUGACAAGCCGUGCCCUCAUGCCCUCUGGAAUCCGUCCGGUCACGAGAACCCAUCCGAGGAAGCAGUGGAUCGGGGUGGUCCCGAAGUUCUUCCAACCACCACUGGAUCCGCCUCCGGUCAACGUGACUGGUGUUUUCGAACAGCUCCAUUCCGACUCGCAGCCGAGGAAACCACCAGAUGGACCUCCGAAGCAAAUUCGACCCAGCGAAGCCAUCGUGGAGCGUGUGUGCCGAAUGCGUCCACUCAAAGACCCGAUCAAGAGGCUGGUCAGCAUUCUCCCACCUAUUCUGGCCGGGGAGUAUGUUCGCGCCAACGCGAAGAAGUAA
Messenger RNA from Aedes albopictus (Asian tiger mosquito), 1329 nucleotides. Its product is annotated as mucin-2-like. The transcript has 2 exons. NCBI's taxonomy places the organism in Eukaryota, Metazoa, Arthropoda, Insecta, Diptera, Culicidae. The coding region runs from base 1 to 1329 and encodes 442 amino acids. The record is from RefSeq and is a predicted model, not a curated record.